AUGGACAACCUCGUUGUUCCAGGGGCGAGUGGUCAUGCGGAGGAUGAUGAGGAGCAGUUCAUUGGGGGGAGAGGGAGGUCCGCGAGCGAGGUCUUUGGGGUCGGCGAGUACGAUGAGGAUGAGGAUGUCGAGGAUAGGAAGUUCAAGGAUUGA
This is a messenger RNA of Microbotryum saponariae, 153 nucleotides long. The record is from the annotation of a GenBank genome assembly. NCBI's taxonomy places the organism in Eukaryota, Fungi, Basidiomycota, Microbotryomycetes, Microbotryales, Microbotryaceae.